This is a messenger RNA of Exaiptasia diaphana, 928 nucleotides long. Its product is annotated as keratin-associated protein 10-2. The record is from RefSeq and is a predicted model, not a curated record. Lineage: Eukaryota; Metazoa; Cnidaria; Anthozoa; Actiniaria; Aiptasiidae.
AUUUUGGGCAACUGUUUAUAUUGACCGCAGAAAGGGUGCAUGCAAAAAGCGAAAUUAGAAGUCAUUUAUGAACAUGGUUUAUAGAACUGGUUUACUUGCUAUAACARCAUUAAUAAUUCUUCUAAAUCUGUCCGUCUGCUCUGGUCUAAAAUGUACUGGUGGAGUUUACACGUCGGUCAAUACUAAAUGCCAACUUUAUUGUGGUGAAAAGGACAAGUGCUUGUGUGCAAAAGAUGAAAACCCUUCCAAUAUUGAUGGUUGCUUACAAACAUGUACUAAGUCUUCUGCAAUCCCUAGCAAACCUAACAUCACAAUUAACAAAUGUCUAGACAUGGAAUGUACUGGACUGAAAUCUUGCCACCAAGUCUGCCGUAACCAAGAAUGCAGAAUGCAAUGCAAAUCCACAGAUACAUGUAUCCAAGAAUGCAAUGGAGGUAACUGCACAAAACUAGUCUGCUCUGCACCAAGAUGCAAUCAGCAAUGCGAAGGCUGUACAAUGGAGUGUACAAAAGAUGUAAAGGAAUGCAACCAGCAAUGCCAUGGAGGGACAUGUCGCUCUGUGUGUGCAGCUGGGAAAUGCCAUGCUAGCUGUGUUGAGGCUGGACAAUGUAAUCUAAGUGGCUUUGUUUUGGGUUUAUAUUAUAAGUCAUUUUAGAAUAAUCUGCAAUCACUGGAAUUUGUGCCAUUUUGUUUUAGAUAAAAAGAUUUUUUAUAAAAAUUCAUCUAAAUUACUUCAAGUUAUCAGAUGGAUUAUUAUAUUUUCACCUUAAACUCAAUCUGUCACUGAACAUUAAAGUCAAGCAAGAAUUAAUAUAUAAAAGUCUGUAAUUUCCAUCCACAUUUGCAGACUAGAAUCGCUCACUAUGCAAGCUGCACACUACUUUGCACAUAUUUGUAAUUUUUCAUAAUAAAUUUAAUGUAUAUUGCU